GAGACRUGGAAUCUCUUUGGGAAUAAUUCAUUAGUUUUUGAUAAUUAUAGAGCGAUUACGCCAGCCAACUGAGUCAAUAACCAGCAUAUUAACAUACCCUUUCAUGAAAGUAUCAUCAAAUUUUCAAGCUAUUUCUUACCUUUGUUUACGGAACGCYAAAGUAAGCGAAGCGUAGAACGAGGCAACCUGUUGUCAMAAAACGUGCUCAAUGCUAAAUUAUGGUUGUUUUUCCGAGACGAAGACGCCUAAUCUACAUCCUUGCUGCAGCUGUAUUUCUUUUCGGUUGCAUUUUCWUAAUGAAGAAAAUCASUUCGACUGAAAACGAGGACGAAGAACGACUUCGUAGACUCAAAAUCACUCGAGACGAUACUGAAUGGAUGAGAUGGCUCGACCCACAUGCUUUGCUGGAUGACUUAAAAAACAAAUCUAAAAACUUGAAUAUCUCAUUCAAAUUUGGAAACCUAACAAGGUAUGACUUAAGAAUCCUUAAAGACGAUAAAGAAUUAGACGCUCUGUCGUUGCUGAAAGGUGUGAAGGAUAAAUUAGUUGGCGUUGAUAAACAAAAAGAUGAUGCCACAAGGCGUGAUAAAGUAAUAGGCCCACCACCUAACUACAACGUUCAUGUAUUUUAUUAUGGUUGGUAUGGAAACCCUAAGAUUGAUGGCAAAUACWUGCAUUGGAACCAUGAAUUCYUACCUCACUGGAGACCGGAAAUUGCAAAGAAGUAUCGCAAGGGAGCACAUGUCCCCCCUGAAGACAUUGGAUCAAAUUUCUACCCMGCYCUUGGUCCRUACAGCUCACAUGACAUCAAAGUGAUUCACAACCAUAUGAAACAACUGUGCUAUGCKGGUGUUGGGGUGCUUGCAGUGUCAUGGUACCCCCCUGGGAAAGCAGAUGACCAAGGUGGCCCYCCUGAUUCUUUAAUACCAACAUUAUUGGACAUUGCCCUCAUGUAUGACUURAGGGUGACUUUUCAUAUUGAGCCAUACAAAGGUCGCAAUGAUGAAACUUUAGAGGAAGAUGUCAAAUAUAUUAUUGACAAAUAUACUAACCAUAAAGCUUUUUACAAAUAUAAAUACAGGGAUGGUAGAGUUAUGCCUUUGCUGUACAUCUAUGACUCAUAUCGCACUCCUGCUAAAGACUGGGCUAAGCUUUUAAYAAUGAAUGGCUCACACWCGAUUAGAAAAACAAAAUAUGACUGUGUGUUUAUAGCACUAGUAGUUGAAUCAUCCCACAAGGACGCUAUUACCAUUGGKGGAUUUGAUGGACUAUACACYUACUUUGCUACCAGUGGCUUUAGCUAUGGCUCAACAUGGAGAAUAUGGCCACAACUGGCCUCUUUUGCCAAGCAAACCCAAACUUUAUUUAUUCCAAGUGUAGGGCCAGGAUAUAUAGACACAAGCAUUCGUCCAUGGAACUCRGAAAACACUCGUCUAAGAGAGAAUGGSGAAUAUUACAUGAAAAGUUGGAAGAAUGCWUUGACAGUAAAGCCKGAGAUUGUUUCAAUCACAUCUUUUAAUGAAUGGCAUGARGGAACUCAAAUUGAGAAGGCUGUUCCUAAGAAAGCUCCAGGUCUUGUCUAUAAAGACUACAGCCCUUAUGAUUCUGAUUACUACUUAAAACUGACACAAGAAAACAUUGCAAAAUUAAAAGAGAUUCAAAAAGACACAUGAUUUCAUAGAGCAAAUGUGGUAAAUUCAAUGUAAGUUUCUCUCAUCCUUUUUUCUUUCCUACUUGCUACUAAUCAUUGGAUUUGACAUACCAUAUCUACUCAAAUAGACGCCACCCUCAAAUAAACGCAUACUUUAAAAAACGCAAAAUAUUAAUAGACGCCGCCCCCUAAUAGAACGCUGCAUCUGGGUGCAAAGAUACAAUACAAAGUACAGUAUUUAGUACUGAAUAAAGUGGUUUUUGAAUAAAUGCCGCCCUCGAAUAAAUGCUGCAGCUGGUUCGUGAAAAAUGAAAUAAAAGUYGCUGCGUCUAUUCAGGUAAAUACGGUAUGCAAGAAUUGGCAUUUAAUAUGGGUGUUUGCAGUAAAACUGAAUUAUUUUUGUGUACUGAUUUGCUAUUAAACUUACACUGCUUUAYUUUUUAACUCCACAUGUAGGUAUAGUGUGUUUACAAUAUAAUUUAGACAAUGUGUUAUAAGCAUUGCCAUUGUUGCUUUCAACCCUUGCAUUUSACAUCAAAGCAGCUGAAUCUAGAGGCAAUACAAAGGACUUCAACACUGCAGCUAUGAAAUMGAAUCCAUUGCACUGCCCYCUGCAUUAAAAGCUGCAUUCAUGCAAACUGCAAGGGGUCUUCAAAGCAAAUUGCUCUUUACAUGUAGGUUGUAUUGGCUGUUCAAUUUGUGUUUGCUAUAAUAUAUUUUWAGUUUUUUAGUGGCACAACAACAUAAUGCAAAUUAAUUGCAUCAAGCAAUAUGCAGUAGCAAUGUGAUUUCUAGGACAAAGACUGAUAGAAAAUUAAGUCUUCUGCUAAAUCAAAUAGACUGUUUUGUGUUCCCUUUAUGCAAAUUCACAAAACAAACACUAAAAAACCUAUUUGGGGAAUUUCGUGGUUGUGAGAACUACUUCUCCCAUGGUGCUUUGGGAACAGAAAAAAACAUUGCUGCACAUUUGUUAUCGAUAAAUGCAAUGUAAAUUAAUAUUUGUGCUGUACGACCAUGAAAAUAAUCAAUUCAUGCCCUAACAAGCAUGUACUUAACUAUUAUACAUUCUUAUGCACUUCGCUUGUAAAGUAUAGAUCGACAAUUUUAGAAAUAAAAGGUAAUAUUCCAUAUCA
This is a messenger RNA of Exaiptasia diaphana, 2784 nucleotides long. Its product is annotated as glycoprotein endo-alpha-1,2-mannosidase. The record is from RefSeq and is a predicted model, not a curated record. Gene Ontology annotation, molecular function: alpha-mannosidase activity. Gene Ontology annotation, cellular component: Golgi apparatus. Bases 219 to 1673 code for a protein of 484 amino acids. The transcript has a single exon. Lineage: Eukaryota; Metazoa; Cnidaria; Anthozoa; Actiniaria; Aiptasiidae.